Messenger RNA from Closterium sp. Naga37s-1, 6366 nucleotides. NCBI's taxonomy places the organism in Eukaryota, Viridiplantae, Streptophyta, Zygnematophyceae, Desmidiales, Closteriaceae. The record is from the annotation of a GenBank genome assembly.
AUGGGGGGAACGCGCCGUCGGAUUCAGCUUGCUGCGAAUGCCGUGAAUAUCGCGAAUGUCGCAAAUGUCUCGUGGGAGCAGCCGAACCUCGGGAAGGCCACCGUCGAAUUCGACCGUCGAAGCUGCGCCAUUCGACGCGAUAUGCGUGGUGCCGUCGCUCUUACUACCACCGCGGCGUCAGCCACUGCCAGUGCCGUCAGCGGUGGUGCUGCUACUUCGAGUCGCGGUCGACGCGGCGCGUGCGGCGCGGUUCUCGCUGCUUCGCUCCUUCUGGCAGUCUUCUCGCGCUCUGCCGUGCCCGUGGAGUGCUGUGCGGUGGAGCCUCGUGCCCGUGAGUACUUUGCGGUGGAGCCCGGUGCUCGUGAGUGCUGUGCGGUGGAGCACCGAGCCAGGAAACAAGAGUGUUGUGUUCAUCUGUGCCUCACUUCCUGCUCUCCCUGCUCCCCUGCGCCUUCUCCCUCCUCCCUUUUUCCUCUUCCCUUGAUCCCCUGCUCCUGCUCCCUUGCUCCCCUGUUCCCUUGCUUCCCUCCUACUCCUUGCUCCCCUGCUUCUGCUCCUUGCUCCCCUGGUUCUGCUCCCUGCUCCCCUGUUCCCUUGCACCCCUGCUCCUUCUCCCUGCACCCCCGCUCCCAUCCACCACUCCCCAUUCUUCAUUCGCCUUCCUCCCACCGUCGCAGCAUCGCUAGGCGCUGGUACUCCCGACUUCACUGCCUGCCUGGGCUGGAACCCACUCCGGUGGGGUCAGGCAGCAGCGGUGCUGCCACCAAAGCUGCCAACCUGGACGGGCAACGACCCCUGUGGCACUGGCGGGGGGGCGGUGUGGCGGGGAGUGCUGUGCGCGCCUGCGCAAGAUUCUGCCAGCAACCUAACUGUCGUCACUUCGCUGUGAGUGGCGCUGUGAGUGGCGCUGUGAGUGGCGCUGUGAGUGGCGCUGUGAGUGGCGCUGUGAGUGGCGCUGUGAGUGGCGCUGUGAGUGGCGCUGUGAGUGGCGCUGUGAGUGGCGCUGUGAGUGGCGCUGUGAGUGGCGCUGUGAGUGGCGCUGUGAGUGGCGCUGUGAGUGGCGCUGUGAGUGGCGCUGUGAGUGGCGCUGUGAGUGGCGCUGUGAGUGGCGCUGUGAGUGGCGCUGUGAGUGGCGCUGUGAGUGGCGCUGUGAGUGGCGCUGUGAGUGGCGCUGUGAGUGGCGCCGUGAGUGGCGCUGUGAGUGGCGCUGUGAGUGGCGCUGUGAGUGGCGCUGUGAGUGGCGCUGUGAGUGGCGCUGUGAGUGGCGCUGUGAGUGGCGCUGUGAGUGGCGCUGUGAGUGGCGCUGUGAGUGGCGCUGUGAGUGGCGCUGUGAGUGGCGCUGUGAGUGGCGCUGUGAGUGGCGCUGUGAGUGGCGCUGUGAGUGGCGCUGUGAGUGGCGCUGUGAGUGGCGCUGUGAGUGGCGCUGUGAGUGGCGCUGUGAGUGGCGCUGUGAGUGGCGCUGUGAGUGGCGCUGUGAGUGGCGCUGUGAGUGGCGCUGUGAGUGGCGCUGUGAGUGGCGCUGUGAGUGGCGCUGUGAGUGGCGCUGUGAGUGGCGCUGUGAGUGGCGCUGUGAGUGGCGCUGUGAGUGGCGCUGUGAGUGGCGCUGUGAGUGGCGCUGUGAGUGGCGCUGUGAGUGGCGCUGUGAGUGGCGCUGUGAGUGGCGCUGUGAGUGGCGCUGUGAGUGGCGCUGUGAGUGGCGCUGUGAGUGGCGCUGUGAGUGGCGCUGUGAGUGGCGCUGUGAGUGGCGCUGUGAGUGGCGCUGUGAGUGGCGCUGUGAGUGGCGCUGUGAGUGGCGCUGUGAGUGGCGCUGUGAGUGGCGCUGUGAGUGGCGCUGUGAGUGGCGCUGUGAGUGGCGCUGUGAGUGGCGCUGUGAGUGGCGCUGUGAGUGGCGCUGUGAGUGGCGCUGUGAGUGGCGCUGUGAGUGGCGCUGUGAGUGGCGCUGUGAGUGGCGCUGUGAGUGGCGCUGUGAGUGGCGCUGUGAGUGGCGCUGUGAGUGGCGCUGUGAGUGGCGCUGUGAGUGGCGCUGUGAGUGGCGCUGUGAGUGGCGCUGUGAGUGGCGCUGUGCGUGUGGUGGCGCUUGGCGCUGUGAGUGGCGCUGUGAGUGGCGCUGUGAGUGGCGCUGUGAGUGGCGCUGUGAGUGGCGCUGUGAGUGGCGCUGUGAGUGGCGCUGUGAGUGGCGCUGUGAGUGGCGCUGUGAGUGGCGCUGUGAGUGGCGCUGUGAGUGGCGCUGUGAGUGGCGCUGUGAGUGGCGCUGUGAGUGGCGCUGUGAGUGGCGCUGUGAGUGGCGCUGUGAGUGGCGCUGUGAGUGGCGCUGUGAGUGGCGCUGUGCGUGGCGCUGUGAGUGGCGCUGUGAGUGGCGCUGUGAGUGGCGCUGUGAGUGGCGCUGUGAGUGGCGCUGUGAGUGGCGCUGUGAGUGGCGCUGUGAGUGGCGCUGUGAGUGGCGCUGUGAGUGGCGCUGUGAGUGGCGCUGUGAGUGGCGCUGUGAGUGGCGCUGUGCGUGGCGCUGUGAGUGGCGCUGUGAGUGGCGCUGUGAGUGGCGCUGUGAGUGGCGCUGUGCGUGGCGCUGUGAGUGGCGCUGUGAGUGGCGCUGUGCGUGGCGCUGUGAGUGGCGCUGUGAGUGGCGCUGUGAGUGGCGCUGUGAGUGGCGCUGUGAGUGGCGCUGUGAGUGGCGCUGUGAGUGGCGCUGUGAGUGGCGCUGUGAGUGGCGCUGUGAGUGGCGCUGUGAGUGGCGCUGUGCGUGGCGCUGUGAGUGGCGCUGUGAGUGGCGCUGUGAGUGGCGCUGUGAGUGGCGCUGUGAGUGGCGCUGUGAGUGGCGCUGUGAGUGGCGCUGUGAGUGGCGCUGUGAGUGGCGCUGUGAGUGGCGCUGUGAGUGGCGCUGUGAGUGGCGCUGUGAGUGGCGCUGUGAGUGGCGCUGUGAGUGGCGCCGUGUGUGGCGCUGUGAGUGGCGCUGUGAGUGGCGCUGUGAGUGGCGCUGUGAGUGGCGCUGUGAGUGGCGCUGUGAGUGGCGCUGUGAGUGGCGCUGUGAGUGGCGCUGUGAGUGGCGCUGUGAGUGGCGCUGUGAGUGGCGCUUGUGAGUGGCGCUGUGAGUGGCGCUGUGAGUGGCGCUGUGAGUGGCGCUGUGAGUGGCGCUGUGAGUGGCGCUGUGAGUGGCGCUGUGAGUGGCGCUGUGAGUGGCGCUGUGAGUGGCGCUGUGAGUGGCGCUGUGAGUGGCGCUGUGAGUGGCGCUUGGCGCUGUUGAGUGGCGCUGUGAGUGGCGCUGUGAGUGGCGCUGUGAGUGGCGCUGUGAGUGGCGCUGUGAGUGGCGCUGUGAGUGGCGCUGUGAGUGGCGCUGUGAGUGGCGCUGUGAGUGGCGCUGUGAGUGGCGCUGUGAGUGGCGCUGUGAGUGGCGCUGUGAGUGGCGCUGUGAGUGGCGCUGUGAGUGGCGCUGUGAGUGGCGCUGUGAGUGGCGCUGUGAGUGGCGCUGUGAGUGGCGCUGUGAGUGGCGCUGUGAGUGGCGCUGUGAGUGGCGCUGUGAGUGGCGCUGUGAGUGGCGCUGUGAGUGGCGCUGUGAGUGGCGCUGUGAGUGGCGCUGUGAGUGGCGCUGUGAGUGGCGCUGUGAGUGGCGCUGUGAGUGGCGCUGUGAGUGGCGCUGUGAGUGGCGCUGUGCGUGGCGCUGUGAGUGGCGCUGUGAGUGGCGCUGUGCGUGGCGCUGUGAGUGGCGCUGUGAGUGGCGCUGUGAGUGGCGCUGUGAGUGGCGCUGUGAGUGGCGCUGUGAGUGGCGCUGUGAGUGGCGCUGUGAGUGGCGCUGUGAGUGGCGCUGUGAGUGGCGCUGUGAGUGGCGCUGUGCGUGGCGCUGUGAGUGGCGCUGUGAGUGGCGCUGUGAGUGGCGCUGUGAGUGGCGCUGUGCGUGGCGCUGUGAGUGGCGCUGUGAGUGGCGCUGUGAGUGGCGCUGUGAGUGGCGCUGUGAGUGGCGCUGUGAGUGGCGCUGUGAGUGGCGCUGUGAGUGGCGCUGUGAGUGGCGCUGUGAGUGGCGCUUGCGCUGUGAGUGGCGCUGUGAGUGGCGCUGUGAGUGGCGCUGUGAGUGGCGCUGUGAGUGGCGCUGUGAGUGGCGCUGUGAGUGGCGCUGUGAGUGGCGCUGUGAGUGGCGCUGUGAGUGGCGCUGUGAAGUGGCGCUGUGAGUGGCGCUGUGAGUGGCGCUGUGAGUGGCGCUGUGAGUGGCGCUGUGAGUGGCGCUGUGAGUGGCGCUGUGAGUGGCGCUGUGAGUGGCGCUGUGAGUGGCGCUGUGAGUGGCGCUGUGAGUGGCGCUUGGGCGCUGUGAGUGGCGCUGUGAGUGGCGCUGUGAGUGGCGCUGUGAGUGGCGCUGUGAGUGGCGCUGUGAGUGGCGCUGUGAGUGGCGCUGUGAGUGGCGCUGUGAGUGGCGCUGUGAGUGGCGCUGUGAGUGGCGCUGUGAGUGGCGCUGUGAGUGGCGCUGUGAGUGGCGCUGUGAGUGGCGCUGUGAGUGGCGCUGUGAGUGGCGCUGUGAGUGGCGCUGUGAGUGGCGCUGUGAGUGGCGCUGUGAGUGGCGCUGUGAGUGGCGCUGUGAGUGGCGCUGUGAGUGGCGCUGUGAGUGGCGCUGUGAGUGGCGCUGUGAGUGGCGCUGUGAGUGGCGCUGUGAGUGGCGCUGUGAGUGGCGCUGUGAGUGGCGCUGUGAGUGGCGCUGUGAGUGGCGCUGUGAGUGGCGCUGUGAGUGGCGCUGUGAGUGGCGCUGUGAGUGGCGCUGUGAGUGGCGCUGUGAGUGGCGCUGUGAGUGGCGCUGUGCGUGGCGCUGUGAGUGGCGCUGUGAGUGGCGCUGUGAGUGGCGCUGUGAGUGGCGCUGUGCGUGGCGCUGUGAGUGGCGCUGUGAGUGGCGCUGUGCGUGGCGCUGUGAGUGGCGCUGUGAGUGGCGCUGUGAGUGGCGCUGUGAGUGGCGCUGUGAGUGGCGCUGUGAGUGGCGCUGUGAGUGGCGCUGUGAGUGGCGCUGUGAGUGGCGCUGUGAGUGGCGCUGUGAGUGGCGCUGUGAGUGGCGCUGUGAGUGGCGCUGUGAGUGGCGCUGUGAGUGGCGCUGUGAGUGGCGCUGUGAGUGGCGCUGUGAGUGGCGCUGUGAGUGGCGCUGUGAGUGGCGCUGUGAGUGGCGCUGUGAGUGGCGCUGUGAGUGGCGCUGUGAGUGGCGCUGUGAGUGGCGCUGUGAGUGGCGCUGUGAGUGGCGCUGUGAGUGGCGCUGUGAGUGGCGCUGUGAGUGGCGCUGUGAGUGGCGCUGUGAGUGGCGCUGUGAGUGGCGCUGUGAGUGGCGCUGUGAGUGGCGCUGUGAGUGGCGCUGUGAGUGGCGCUGUGAGUGGCGCUGUGAGUGGCGCUGUGAGUGGCGCUGUGAGUGGCGCUGUGAGUGGCGCUGUGAGUGGCGCUGUGAGUGGCGCUGUGAGUGGCGCUGUGAGUGGCGCUGUGAGUGGCGCUGUGAGUGGCGCUGUGAGUGGCGCUGUGAGUGGCGCUGUGAGUGGCGCUGUGAGUGGCGCUGUGAGUGGCGCUGUGAGUGGCGCUGUGAGUGGCGCUGUGAGUGGCGCUGUGAGUGGCGCUGUGAGUGGCGCUGUGAGUGGCGCUGUGAGUGGCGCUGUGAGUGGCGCUGUGAGUGGCGCUGUGAGUGGCGCUGUGAGUGGCGCUGUGAGUGGCGCUGUGAGUGGCGCUGUGAGUGGCGCUGUGAGUGGCGCUGUGAGUGGCGCUGUGAGUGGCGCUGUGAGUGGCGCUGUGAGUGGCGCUGUGAGUGGCGCUGUGAGUGGCGCUGUGAGUGGCGCUGUGAGUGGCGCUGUGAGUGGCGCUGUGAGUGGCGCUGUGAGUGGCGCUGUGAGUGGCGCUGUGAGUGGCGCUGUGAGUGGCGCUGUGAGUGGCGCUGUGCGUGGCGCUGUGAGUGGCGCUGUGAGUGGCGCUGUGAGUGGCGCUGUGAGUGGCGCUGUGAGUGGCGCUGUGAGUGGCGCUGUGAGUGGCGCUGUGAGUGGCGCUGUGAGUGGCGCUGUGAGUGGCGCUGUGAGUGGCGCUGUGAGUGGCGCUGUGAGUGGCGCUGUGAGUGGCGCUGUGAGUGGCGCUGUGAGUGGCGCUGUGAGUGGCGCUGUGAGUGGCGCUGUGAGUGGCGCUGUGAGUGGCGCUGUGAGUGGCGCUGUGAGUGGCGCUGUGAGUGGCGCUGUGAGUGGCGCUGUGAGUGGCGCUGUGAGUGGCGCUGUGAGUGGCGCUGUGAGUGGCGCUGUGAGUGGCGCUGUGAGUGGCGCUGUGAGUGGCGCUGUGAGUGGCGCUGUGAGUGGCGCUGUGAGUGGCGCUGUGAGUGGCGCUGUGAGUGGCGCUGUGAGUGGCGCUGUGAGUGGCGCCGUGUGUGGCGCUGUGCUGUGA